This is a messenger RNA of Trematosphaeria pertusa, 1035 nucleotides long. RefSeq lists its product as uncharacterized. The transcript has 2 exons. Bases 266 to 667 code for a protein of 133 amino acids. The record is from RefSeq and is a predicted model, not a curated record. NCBI's taxonomy places the organism in Eukaryota, Fungi, Ascomycota, Dothideomycetes, Pleosporales, Trematosphaeriaceae.
UUCCCAAGACACCUGCAUUUGCUUCAUUGGUACUACACAAUGUCAGAGAUAAAUCUUACAUACUACAUCUCCAUGCACCACUCUAUCGCCAUUAUAUGCCACGAGAACUCACAAUUUCCAUUGUGUAAAUCCUCGUCGCGAUUUCCGUCCACGAUGUCCGUCUAUCUCUUUCCGGCUCACGAGUAUAUACCCCGGCAUCCACCAUGUAUAUCCCCACCAUACUCAAGAACUACGUCGCUAGUAACAUUCCCGACACUCUUCCACCAUGCGCUCCACUACUCGUAAGUACAGCGCGCCAGAUGACUAUAACGGCCCUGAAGACGCCAACUUCGACGCCGCUAUUGACGAAGCAAUCCGAGAUUGUGUCGCGGCCAGCAGUGGGGCCUUGGUUUACGACUCAGAACUCGAAUCUGGCUUUGACCCUGAAUCAGAGCGGAGCGCGUCUGACGUCGAUAGUGGCAAGGGCGCUAACGAGGAAAGCUGCGAGGAGCAGGCUGAGGCUGCUGUAGAAGAGCCCGCCGCAGACCUGGAUGUCGGCGACUUCGAAGUUGCAGAGGAGCCGGUGGUUGAGCGCGAGCCCUCACUAGUUCUAGAAGGCUGGGACAUACGUGCUGAGCGUUCGCCCUCCGAAGCUUCACUAGCUGCGCGAUUCCGGCCAGUCUGGUAGUGCGCUGUUCGCAGAGAGUGAAGUGCGCAUGAGGGCUCAUCUCGCCACGCACGGUGUCGAAGUGGAUCUCGCCGCGAUACUGGGCGUAGUGGCAGGUGCGAAUAAGCCAGCUGCACCGGAGCAAGUCCCUGCCCAGAUGGAUAUGGAGUCCCAGGACUUCUUGCAGCAAGUGGAGGCACAGUUCGAAGCAGAGCCACUCCAAGACCAAGACUUGAACGCGCUGUUCGAUUUCGACGCUUUCGAGAAUGCGCAAAACGUGAGUGAAGCUGGACUACUUGGUCCGCUGUCGGUCGCUGCCGGGUACCUAGAUGAAGAGGAUGACGAUGAUGACGAAUAGGUCUUUUGUCCCUCGUGCCCGAUCACGAAGC